CCUGCACGGGCCACGUUGAUUUCCUCGUCCGUCCCCCAACCCCCUUCCGCCCAAAUGGCUACACCAAUGGCCUCCAUAUCCGACGACGUUCCAAUGAGCGACGAUCUGCCCUACGAGGAAGACGUCGAGGCCGAGCUCGAAGUCGAUGAACUCGAUCCCUCAGAUGACGAACAACCAGCCCCUGCCCCCACCGCAACCGGGCCCUCUGCACCCUCCAUCUCGACCUCAUCCGCCGCCCCUCCCUCAGCGUCCACCGCUGGAAGAAGCGGGUCAACCAGUAAACCCGGUGUACGCGUUCCUGGUUCCACACUAUUCCCCGCUUCCAAGAUCGAAAAUCUCCUCCAAGCCAAUGGUAUCCACGCCAGUGGCAGCAAUCUUGGAAUGUCAAAGGAGGGCCAGUUCAUGUUAUCCAUCGCCACAGAGGAGUUCAUCAAAAUGCUCGUGAAAUUUGCCUGGGACGAAGCGCAGCACGCAAAGUCGAAUCUUAUACGGUAUGAAGAUAUGGCCAUUGUGCCCCUUGCCUACCAACCCGAGAUGGCUUUCCUCCAGGACAUUAUUCCUCGGGCGAUGAACAUCGAAUACGCCAUGGAAUUCCGCGAGAGAAGGCUGAAAGAACUCGAAGAGGAAGACCCCGCACUCGGCGGGUACAUCCCACCUCCCUACAUGAACAACACCCCCUUUUACGGUGGCGCAGCAAGCUCAUCCACGGUUUCCAAAUCCUCGAAACCCAAAAAAGAAAAGGCGAGCACGAAUGGGAAGGCUCAGGCCAAUGGCCACUCUGCAUCGGCGUCUACUGCGAAACCUAAAAAGGGUUCUGGUUCUGCCAAGAGCAGCCGGAGCGCUAGCGUCUCCUCAAAGGCGGAGUCGGCUAGCCAGCGGCGGUCAGGGAGGAACGGCGCUACUGCUACGAGCGCCUCGGCCAAACCCUCGCCACUCGUGAACGGUCACACGAACGAGGAGCUUGACAAUGAGGAAGAGACGGUAGACUCGGAGAUGAUGGAUGUCACCGGGGUAAACUAA
Molecule: messenger RNA, 1020 nt
Organism: Coprinopsis cinerea okayama7#130
Lineage: Eukaryota; Fungi; Basidiomycota; Agaricomycetes; Agaricales; Psathyrellaceae
Exons: 5
Coding region: 55-1020 (321 amino acids)
Molecular function (GO): protein heterodimerization activity
Source: RefSeq, a predicted model, not a curated record